Molecule: messenger RNA, 2545 nt
Organism: Medicago truncatula (barrel medic)
Lineage: Eukaryota; Viridiplantae; Streptophyta; Magnoliopsida; Fabales; Fabaceae
Product: acyltransferase-like protein At1g54570, chloroplastic
Exons: 13
Coding region: 268-2415 (715 amino acids)
Cellular component (GO): membrane
Source: RefSeq, a predicted model, not a curated record
UCUGUGAACAAACACACCACGGUUUUCUAAUUGUAUUUGUUGCCUUCAUUUUCGCUCAUAUCGCUCCUUUUAUGUUCUGUUUUAGUACAUAGUUUCACUUCACGCUGAACGAACACCAACCACGUGAUUCUGAUUCUGACAUUUACCCAAGUACAUGAUAAACAAACAAGUACAGUGUGUGUGUUACACUAAAUUCAAUAGUACCAUAUUCUUAUUAUUAGUAUUAUAAGAAGAAACAAAGUAGCCAACUUUUUUCACUUGUCGUUCAUGGCUUCAACAAUGAUGGGUUUUGGUGUUUCAUCCAUUUCCACCAUAACAUAUUCUCAAAGAAGAUAUCUUCAACCUCGUAAAUUUCAAGUUCAUCAAUCACGUAGCUUAGAUAUAUUGUCAUCUGAAUCUGAUCCAUUAAACGGAACUUCUUCUUCUUCUUCUGUUGUUGUUGAAACAAACCAAAACAAGGUUCCUCUUUUAUUGCGUUCUACUAAUAAUGUUGUUGAAGAAGAGAAGAAGAGUAAGAAUGAAGAACAGGUUGGGUUGGCACCACUUUGGGAUGAUGGGUAUGGGAAUCGCACUGUUGAAGAUUACUUUGCUGCAUCCAAAGAGAUUUGCAAGUUUGAUGGUGGCCCACCACGUUGGUUUUGCCCAAUCGAAUGUGCUUCUCCUUUCCAAGGUUCUCCCACCCUUAUGUUUCUACCUGGGAUGGAUGGCACUGGAUCGGGUCUCUCUUUGCACCAUCAAGCUCUUGCCAAGUUUUUUGAAGUUCGUUGCUUGCAUAUUCCUGUUCAUGAUCGAACACCAUUUGAAGGACUGGUGAAACUUGUUGAAGAAGCUGUUAAACAAGAGCAAGCUCUAUCCCCAAAGAAGCCAAUUUAUAUCGUCGGCGAUUCCUUAGGUGGAUGCCUUGCACUUGCUGUUGCCGCUCGUAAUCCAACGGUUGAUCUAGUACUUAUUUUAGUCAAUCCUGCUACAUCCUUUGGUAGAUCUCAGUUGCAACCUUUGUUACCUCUGUUGGAGGCUUUGCCUGAAGAACUACAUGUAACUGUUCCAUUUCUUCUUAGUUUCAUUAUGGGUGAUCCAGUGAAGAUGGCAUUAGUCAAUGUCGAAAAUAGGCUCCCUCCUACAAAGAUAAUUGAACAACUGUCAAACAACCUUACUUCAUUGCUGCCAUGUCUACCAGAGCUGGCUAAUAUUAUACCAAAAGACACUCUUCUUUGGAAGAUUAAACUUCUCAAAUCAGCUGCUGCAUAUACGAAUUCGCGUCUACAUGCUGUCAAAGCUGAAGUGCUUGUGCUUGCUAGUGGCAAUGAUAACAUGCUUCCCAGUGUAAAUGAAGCUCAAAGACUUGCGGGCUCAUUGAAGAACUGCAAAAUCCGUAUCUUUAAGGACAAUGGGCAUACCCUUCUUUUGGAAGAUUGCAUUGGUCUUCUAACAAUCAUCAAGGGGACUUGCAUGUACCGUCGUUCAAGGAGGUAUGAUUUAGUCAUGGACUUCCUUCCCCCCAGUAUGACAGAAUUCAGAUAUGCAAUGGAUCGACUAGUUGGAUUAUUUCGUUCUGUUACCGGAUCUGUGAUGUUCUCUACAUUGGAGGAUGGAAAGAUAGUAAAAGAUCUGUCUGGUGUUCCAGAUGAAGGUCCUGUCUUAUUCGUCGGUUAUCACAUGUUGAUGGGAUUAGAACUUAUCUCACUUAUAGAUCAAUUUCUAAGUCAGAAGGGUAUUGCUCUUCGUGGGAUAGCCCAUCCUGAUCUGUUUACAGGAAAAUUAGAUAGUUAUUCGUCUGAGUUUUCCAUGAUUGAUUGGGUGAAGGUAUUUGGCGGGGUGCCUGUUUCAGCAAGCAAUCUUUUUAAAUUACUUUCAACAAAAUCUCACGUUCUCCUAUAUCCUGGUGGUGCACGUGAGGCUCUCCAUUUUAAGGGUGAAGAAUACAAAUUGUUUUGGCCGGAUCAUCCAGAAUUUGUGAGAAUGGCAGCACGAUUUGGUGCCACGAUUGUUCCAUUUGGAGCUGUAGGCGAAGAUGAUAUAGCUGAAAUGAUGCUUGACUACAACGACUUAAUGAAGAUUCCGGUUGUCAGCGAUUACCUCAGAGAUGUUAAUCGAGACUCGGUUAAGAUUAGAGAUGAGAAAAGUGGAGAGGUUGCAAACCAAAAUCUGUCAUUUCCAGUGGUUCUACCAAAAAUGCCGGGUCGAUUUUACUAUCUAUUUGGUAAGCCUAUAAGAAUGAAAGGCAUGGAGGAUAUACUAAAAGACAAAGAAAAUGCAAAUCAGUUGUACCUGCAGAUUAAGUCUGAAGUUGAGAAAAACAUAGAUUACUUGAUCAAGAAGAGGGAGGAGGAUCCUUAUAGGAAUUUAAUUGAUAGGAAAAUGUAUCAGGCGUUAUAUCCUUCUGAAAAUGAUCAAACCCCUACAUUUAAUCCCUGAAAAUUUGUUGAUAGAAAUACAUUAUAUUAUUGAUUUUUAUGUAAUCAUAAUUAUUUGGAAGCUGAUUAAUAUAUGUGGGUGGUCAUCAUCAUUGUAAUAAGAAAAAUGGUGCUUUCCUUCAUUUAAUAAA